AUGGAGGUUAGACCUAGGGAGGAGGCUGAGAAGGAGGCUCAAGGGUGGGAGGCUCCGGGCGGGAAGGAGUUAAGCGGAGGCCGGGCCCCGCCCCCCGCAGGCCGCAGCGCCGGAGCCCAGCCGGAGCCGGAGCCCCAGCCGAAGCCCGAGCCGGAGAAAGGGGACGGCGGCGGCGGCCUCGGAGCCUGCCAUCCCCCGGGAGAGCGAGCCCGCCCUCCCGUCCGGCGCCUGGGGACUGUCAGGCCGGCCCGAACCCCGGGCCUGAGCCUCGGAGGCGGGCGGAGCGCAGCGGAGGGCAGAUCCGGCCCGGUCCCGGGCUGCCAGCUCCGGGGGCGGACCCGGGAUCCCCGGGAUCCCCCAGAUUCCCCAGAUCUCCGGGCCCCG
Messenger RNA from Gracilinanus agilis (Agile Gracile Mouse Opossum), 384 nucleotides. Its product is annotated as formin-like protein 5. Lineage: Eukaryota; Metazoa; Chordata; Mammalia; Didelphimorphia; Didelphidae. The record is from RefSeq and is a predicted model, not a curated record. The annotation marks the transcript as partial. The transcript has a single exon.